Nipponia nippon (crested ibis) is the source of this 735-nucleotide messenger RNA. The record is from RefSeq and is a predicted model, not a curated record. NCBI's taxonomy places the organism in Eukaryota, Metazoa, Chordata, Aves, Pelecaniformes, Threskiornithidae.
AUGGGGAAUGAAAGCGGUGAGCAAUCAAUCGCCUGCGAAAGGGACCUAGUCCUCACCGACUUCCACCCACUGCGAAUUGCUUCACGAUCUCAAGAAACAGACUCUAAAGCUUGCACCCAUACGGAAAACGCAUGCAAGCUCUGUGCAGAGGAAUUCGCUCUUACUUUGCUCACCCCGCUGCUGGCGAGUAUACUAGUAACAAUUGUGACUACCGUCCUUCUUGGACUCUUGCUGACUCCAGCCCUUGCUACUUACUUCCAGAAUACGGACACAAACAGGCAAAUCACUGUUGCUGGAGGCUACCAAAUUCUGACCAUCAACAGGGAACUGGACGUGGCAAUUAUCGAGGAGAAGGGGGAGUCAUGGACAACCAUUUGGAACUACAAUAGCGGCUUUAUUGGAACCAAAGUGGUGCGAGAACACGUUUGCUACAUUUCCAGAAUGAACAGAAAUGAGUUGCCUAGCUUUAAUGCACUUCCCAGACUGGCUGAAGAGAACACGAGCCUGAAAGGUCAAGGACAACCUACAAAGGAGAUCACAUUCGUCAUCAAGAGACCUAUCCGCGACCUCAAGUCUUACGGACCCGACAUCUAUGCUAUGUGCAAAGGACUCAGAACCUACGUAGCUUAUGAAGUUGACCGUUCCGAAUAUGUAUACGUUCAAGAGCCAUGCUUUAAAUUUGAUGUUCUGGACAUUCUGGGCUUCAAGUACUGUCGCAGCAAUACCAAGGCCUGA